CUGGGAGACUCUUAUUACCGGGGAAACGUGGCAGAUUCACAAGCGUCUAUAAGAAUAUUGGAUCCGUGUAAAACGGAAAGUACAAGUCACUCCAAGCCCACGAGUCCAAAGACCAAUCAAUACUCAAAGUUUAAGCAACCCACGAAGUUGUCACGUUUGCUCUUCUCUCUCCGAGUCUGACUUUAAAUUAUUCAGACACUCUCUGAUCAAAGUUUGCACCUUUCUGAGUUUCCCAUAAGAAACAUCGACCAGAUCAGUUAAGUAGAAGAGAGAAUCAAUGAUCUCCGGCGACACAAAGCCCAAAGCGAUGCCAACACCAGAAGAAGACCCACCAAGCCAAUCAAUCGCACUUCUCCACAACAACAACAACAACAACUCAGACUCUUCCACCAACACCAACACUGUCUCAAGCUGCUUCAUCUUCACAUCUCUCCUCAUCAUCACCUGCAUCGCUCUCUCCGCCGCCUCCGCCUUCGCCUUCCUCUUCUUCUCCUCUCCCCCCGCAACAAAACCCCUCCUCUCCCUCAACCAAGUCUCAAAGUCCCAACCUUUCCACAGACCCGUCGCCCGCCCCCUCAAGAAACUCCACAAGCCCGUCGUCCUCCUCAUCUCCUCAGACGGCUUCCGCUUCGAGUACCAACACAAGACCAACCUCCCCAACAUCCACCGCCUCAUCGCCAACGGAACCGAAGCCGAAACCGGUCUAAUCCCGGUUUACCCGACCCUAACUUUCCCCAACCACUACUCCAUCGUCACAGGCCUCUACCCAGCUCACCACGGCAUCAUCAACAACAGGUUCGUCGAUCCAGUUACAGGGGAAGUCUUCACAAUGGCUAGCCACGAGCCGGAAUGGUGGCUAGGCGAGCCGCUGUGGGAGACAGUAGUAAACCAAGGACUCAAAGCCGCUACUUACUUCUGGCCUGGCUCUGAGGUACACAAGGGGGCUUGGGACUGUCCUAAAGGCUUAUGUCAAGUUUACAACGGUUCUGUUCCUUUUGACGAUAGGGUUGAUACUAUCUUAAACUACUUCGAUUUGCCUAGUAGCGAGAUUCCUAGUUUUAUGACGCUUUACUUCGAGGAUCCGGAUCAUCAGGGUCAUCAAGUGGGCCCUGAUGAUCCUAGGAUCACUGAAGCUGUGGUUAACAUCGAUAGGUUGAUUGGUAGGUUGAUAGAUGGGUUGGAGAAGAGAGGGGUGUUCGAGGAUGUGACUAUGAUUAUGGUUGGUGAUCAUGGAAUGGUUGGGACUUGUGAUAAGAAAGUGAUCGUUCUCGAUGAUUUAGCUUCUUGGAUCGAUAUCCCUGCCAGCUGGGUUCAUUACUACACUCCUAUGCUAGUGAUUAAGCCUCCUAAAGGUCAUAACCCGGCUGAUGUUGUGGCUAAGAUGAACCAAGGCUUGGGGUCGGGGAAAGUGGAGAACGGGGAGUAUUUGAAGGUUUAUCUUAAAGAAGAUUUACCUAGCAGGCUUCAUUAUGUAGACAGCGACAGGAUCCCGCCUAUUAUAGGAAUGGUUGGUGAAGGGUUCAAGGUUGUGCAGAAGAGGAGUAAAGCUAAAGAGUGUGGUGGAGCUCAUGGGUAUGAUAAUGCCUUCUUUUCGAUGAGGACUAUAUUCAUGGGGCACGGUCCUAUGUUUGCGAAGGGGAGGAAAGUGCCUUCUUUUGAGAACGUUGAGAUAUAUAAUGUCAUUAGUACGAUUUUGGGACUCAAGGGUGCACCGAACAAUGGUUCUGAAGGGUUUCCUUCAAACGUUUUAUUGCCAAGGGCGUAAGCAGAGGAAAUGUAAGUUUCAUUCUUCUGUCGAAUUAAAGGCAUCCAACAUAAACGCAUGUUGGUUUGUUACAGACAAUUUAUGCGCUUUGAUUAUGUUGGUUUGUACGAUUUUAACAAGAUAUUUUUUGGAGUCUGUAAUUGUCAGAACUUGUCUUAGA
Messenger RNA from Brassica oleracea var. oleracea, 1925 nucleotides. Its product is annotated as ectonucleotide pyrophosphatase/phosphodiesterase family member 1. Bases 278 to 1765 code for a protein of 495 amino acids. Lineage: Eukaryota; Viridiplantae; Streptophyta; Magnoliopsida; Brassicales; Brassicaceae. The record is from RefSeq and is a predicted model, not a curated record. The transcript has a single exon. Gene Ontology annotation, cellular component: vacuole.